Epinephelus moara (kelp grouper) is the source of this 1340-nucleotide messenger RNA. RefSeq lists its product as uncharacterized. NCBI's taxonomy places the organism in Eukaryota, Metazoa, Chordata, Actinopteri, Perciformes, Serranidae. Gene Ontology annotation, biological process: spermatogenesis. The transcript has 4 exons. The record is from RefSeq and is a predicted model, not a curated record. Bases 330 to 1028 code for a protein of 232 amino acids. Gene Ontology annotation, cellular component: nucleus; cytosol.
UUUUGAAGUCCAGGUGGUCGAGCCUGCGUAAAAACGCACCAAACCCACGCCAAACUCUACGAAAUAGUGAGCGUCAUAAAAAAAGCAGCUCGAUCCUUGCAGCUCCUGGCACUUGUAUGAAUGAAUAAGCUGUUUUUAGAGAAAGCCUCCUGGAUUUGCUGCUGGAGAAAUAACCUCAAGAGCGGAACGCGCUGGGUGGUGGUGCGUCGCUGCGAUCUGCACAGAAAACGGGAUCAGACUGUUCAGGGUGAACUUUAGGUUUUUGGCCAAAGAAGGCAACUUUUUUAAAACAGCGAGCAAGACGGCUUGUUUCAGCGACAAGUGGAGAUAUGUUCAAAAAAAGCAAGAGUAAAGUGCUGGUGGAUUAUGCGUCAGAGGAAGACGACAUGUCCUGGCACUAUCAUCACUCCUACAAGGACAAAGACAUAGAAGGAGAGGAAGAGGAGGAGGAAGCUGUCACUGCAGUGUCCAAGGAGCCCAAGGUGAAGAAGAUCAUGUCGAAGAAAGAGAGGAGGGAGAAGAAGAUGUUCUCCACUAAAGAUGACGAGCACUUCUUGUUGACUGGAGUCAAGCUGGCUGACCGCAGAGGGUCUCACAAGAAAAUCAAGGACGAUGAGAAGGAGAAGGAAAAGAAGGACAAGCCAGAGAAGGGCCACUGUUUCUGGGAUAGCGUCACCAUGACGAUGAGGCAGAUCUCCCCCACCAAAAAACUGGAGAAGAUGGAGGGCUGGGAGCCGCCUCACCUGGAGAACUUACCUGAGACUGUGACUGACGAAGCCCCAGAGGACAAGAGCCAGAAAGGGGACUCGCCAGUGUCCCUCCCCGACACUUUCGGCCUCCCGUUGGAGCUGGCCUCCUGGGCGGGCCGUGGUUUUGAGGAGGACUCCUCCCGCUAUGCUAAUCUCUCGGACUCCAAGGAUUCAACAGCUGCCGACAGGUGGACAGCCCGCGCCAAAGUCAAGCUGGCCGGCAUCAGCAGGAUGAGCAGAGGGAUUGUGUCAGAGAGCGCUUGGGAGGGGUUUAAAUAGGAGCCAUUGUUACCUUGGAUACCCCUCCCUCCUCACUUGUGUACCAUCGAUAAAGAGGAUGAAGACCUGAACCAAAUAUCUGCUCGUCUCUGUAGUCUAGUUCUGGACGACACCGGUGUUAACUGGUAUUGAGAUGCUAUUAUAAAGCCCUGAUUAUAACACAUGAAGUUUGUCCUUAUUGUUUUAGCUUUGAAAGUCCUUAAAGACAAUAUCAGUCAGUUUUAUCACUGGGCUCUUUUUGCCACUUUUGAAUCACUGACGUAAACUGUAAAUUACAACAAAUAAAAGCCUUAAACUACUGUACCAUUUUAA